Molecule: messenger RNA, 309 nt
Organism: Diversispora eburnea
Lineage: Eukaryota; Fungi; Glomeromycota; Glomeromycetes; Diversisporales; Diversisporaceae
Source: the annotation of a GenBank genome assembly
AUGGAAAUGACAUUUGAUAUUAAUAAUCUUCCACUCAGUGCUCAGUCACUUUAUGAAUACAUGCGCAGAAAAGAUAUUCAUAUAAACGGCAAAAAUGUGCUCUUUCUUCAAUUAGAAUUUUUAUCUAGAUUGAAAGAUACAAAAAAAUCUCUAAAAGAGAUAUGUAACGAUUCAUGGGAGUCUGCAGAUUCAGAACAAAGAAGGUCGCUUGAUAAUAUUGCAAUUAAAUAUAAUGCUAUUUGCAGACAACGACGAAAAAGACGAUUUUUCCAUAAAUUUACUCUGGUGGCCAGUUUUUUGAAGAAGUAA